CCAAGUGAACCAGUUAAAGAUUUAACCGAACAAAAAAAACAUGAAUCGUUUAAACUCGGUGAAAUUAAAUAAAGCAAACGAACCGGUUAAAGUUAAACCGAACCAAAUUGGUGACAUUACGUUGACCCAGUCACUUCUUAUUUUCCCUCCGGAAUUUUUCAAUUCCGAUCCCGAGAGAGGCGACGCGAAGGGGGCAUUAGGGUUUAUACUCCGCCUUCCCGAUGGUGCGGACGAGAACGACGGUGCUUAAAGUCGCCGAUCACUCCGUUGAAGGUGUUUCUACUAACAAAGCAAAAGGAGAGAAGAUGAUUCAGGAUCCUCCGAUGAACAGUGCACAGAGAAGAACACUGGGAGAUAUCACAAACUUGCCGAAUCAGAAAGUGAUGCUAAUGAACCAUGGAGCGAAUCAGCAGCAGCAAUCUUUGUCACUCUCUUCCAAAGAAUACGCUGAAAAGCUUCAAAAGGAAAACAUGAGACUGAUGAAAGCCCUCACGGAGAGAAAUGCAAUCAUUGAGAGGACUGGAAGUGAGCUGCAGAAGUAUAGGGUCAACUUACAGAUGGUGCAAACACAGAACUUGCAGCUUUCCCAGACCAACACUCGUAUCUUGGCGGAGAUCAGAACAAGCAAAGACCAACUGAAGGCACUUCAGCACGAACUUAGUUGCAAGAACGGGGUACUCAUGGCUAGGAAACUGCCGCUUGAGCCACAAAAGCUUCCAUGUACACACCACGACGCAUCAGAAGACAAGGAUCGUGCAAACGCUUCUCGUGGGGCUUCCGGAGUCUUUCAUCCAAAUGGCGAGGAUCAUAAGACUGCUUCAGAGAGUUCUGACUGUAACUCAUUGCAAAUAAAUGACAAAGCCAACAACAAAAGAGUUUCUGGAAGGUCGAGUCCCGCCAAUUCCGAAGUAUUGGAUAUAAUUGGCAGACCAGGAGAGUCAGCACAGACAACCAAUAUGACCAGGAGGGUUUCUUUGAGAAGACAGUCUAGGAGAUUUAAUAUCCAAGAGCUAGGCGUGACUGAAAACUUGAAUGGUAUACAUGAUGAUCAAGAAGCUGCUGCAAAAUCCGGAUGCUCUGCGAGUGAUCUGUCCAUCGGGUCUAAGCCCGAAGCAGUAGAGCUACAUGACACGAAAGAGAGAACCAGGGAAAGCAGAAGAGUCUCUUCAAGAAGACAAUCGACAGAAGUUACAUCUCAGAGAGACAUCAAAGUAUCCACAGAUCCUCCGUUGCCCGAUGGUAUUGUCGAGGAGUCUAGUCAGGUAUCAUCUUCAGUUUCAACAGAGCUUAAAAGAGAAUCAAAGAACAAACCAACAGGCGAUGAAGCAGAGGAGAUGAGAGAAACAUAUGCUGGGAGACCUUCAAGGCAAGCAGCAGGAAAAAUCAAAUCAUACAAAGAAGUCUCACUUAAGGAUAAGAUGCGAAGGGACUUCUGAUGGAAAAUCGCCUAAAGCCUUCAUUCUUUGUUGAAACAGGUGCUAUAAUCCAAUCGCAAAUUCACAAUGUUCUAUAAUAUGUGUAGGGCGUUUUUGCUUCAAUGAGAGCUAACGAGUGAUCUUGCUACUAUACAACUAUACAAGCGACAUUGUAACGGCAAUGUAUGCAAAUUGAAAUUUGAGUGCUGUGUUCUUAUACUGGAACCUAAUCUGGAUUUACUUUUUCUGCU
This is a messenger RNA of Brassica napus (rape), 1666 nucleotides long. RefSeq names its product SHUGOSHIN 1. The transcript has 13 exons. The record is from RefSeq and is a predicted model, not a curated record. Gene Ontology annotation, biological process: maintenance of meiotic sister chromatid cohesion; meiotic sister chromatid segregation. Lineage: Eukaryota; Viridiplantae; Streptophyta; Magnoliopsida; Brassicales; Brassicaceae. Bases 222 to 1436 code for a protein of 404 amino acids. Gene Ontology annotation, cellular component: nucleus; chromosome, centromeric region.